UUAAACCCUAGCUCGUCAUUUCCUGUGAGAACACUAGCUGAGCUUCGAUGGCGAAAACCCUAGCUCGUUCCACCGCCUCGCGCGUCGUCAACCGUUUCUUCUCCACCUCCUCCUCCUCCGCUACUUCUCCGCUCCCUUCCUAUCUCAUUUCCCGUCGAUUUGUUCCGGCGCUUUCUCAUGCCGCCGAUUUUGUUCACUCCUUGACCCGAUUUACCAUGAUCCGGACCCGGAUGGACAGGUCCGGUGGCUCUUCGGGCUACUCGCCGCUCAGAUCUGGGUCAAAUUUCAGCGACCGGCCUCCGACUGAGAUGGCGCCACUUUUUCCUGGCUGCGAUUACGAGCACUGGUUGAUCGUCAUGGACAAGCCCGGUGGCGAAGGCGCAACGAAGCAGCAGAUGAUUGAUUGCUAUGUCCAAACCCUGGCUAAAGUUCUCGGCAGUGAGGAAGAAGCUAAGAAGAAGAUAUACAAUGUGUCAUGCGAGAGGUAUUUUGGGUUUGGCUGUGAGAUGGAUGAGGAGACAUCCAACAAACUCGAGGGUCUUCCUGGUGUUCUGUUUGUGCUUCCAGACUCUUAUGUCGAUCCUGAAUACAAAGAUUAUGGAGCUGAGUUGUUCAUGAACGGAGAGAUAGUUCCCCGGCCACCGGAGAGACAGAGGAGGAUAGAGAAUUUCACGACCCAUAAAAGCUCGGAUAGACCAAAGUACCAUGACCGGACCAGGAAUGUCCGCAGGAGAGAGAACAGGUAAAAAAAACAAAAGAAUUAACGGAAGAAAAACUGACCGGUCAGUUCAGUUUGAUGGGCUAGUGUCUUGGUUACUUGUCUCUGGAUCUUUUUAUGUAUAUGAUGGAUAUUCUUAGUUUGGUAAUCAUAUGUGAUUUUCUCCUUUCCUUAUCCAACAGUUUAAUUACAUUGACUUUUUUAAUUUUUUUGGGUUUCUCUUUGA
This is a messenger RNA of Tarenaya hassleriana, 944 nucleotides long. Its product is annotated as multiple organellar RNA editing factor 6, mitochondrial. Gene Ontology annotation, biological process: cytidine to uridine editing; mitochondrial mRNA modification. The record is from RefSeq and is a predicted model, not a curated record. Gene Ontology annotation, cellular component: mitochondrion. The transcript has 4 exons. Lineage: Eukaryota; Viridiplantae; Streptophyta; Magnoliopsida; Brassicales; Cleomaceae. The coding region runs from base 48 to 746 and encodes 232 amino acids.